AUGCUGGAGACCUACCUGAACCUCACUGCUAUAGGUUACAAAUCAGAAGACAAUAAUAUUGAAGAACAUCUUCAAAAUUCUAGAAUAUAUGGAAGGCAUAAAGGAAGUCUUGCCAGAGAGAAACCCUAUGAAUAUAUUCAAUGUGAUAAAGCCUCUACACUUCACAGUGAUCUUCAAUGGUAUGAAAGAAUUCACUCUGAAGAUAAACCGUAUGAAUGUGGUAAAGCCUUUUCUUACCACAGUAAUCUCCAAAACCAUAAAAGAACUCACAAUGGAGAAAACCCCUAUGAAUGUGAUAAAUGUGAUAAAGCCUUUUCACAAAAGAGUAAUCUCCAACAGCAAAAAAAGCCACAUUCAGGAGAGAAACACUAUGAAUGUAAUGAAUGUGGUAAAGCCUUUUCACAACACAGUACUCUCAAAAACCAUAGAAGGACACAUUCUGGAGAGAAACCCUAUGAAUGUAAUGAAUGUGGUAAAUCCUUUUCACGACAGAAUCAUCUCCAGAGACAUAAAAGAACACAUUCUGGAGAGAAACCCUAUGAAUGUAAUGAAUGUGGUAAAGCCUUUUCACGACAGAGUCAUCUCCAGAGACAUAAAAGAACACAUUCUGGAUAG
Molecule: messenger RNA, 615 nt
Organism: Grammomys surdaster
Lineage: Eukaryota; Metazoa; Chordata; Mammalia; Rodentia; Muridae
Product: zinc finger protein 431-like
Exons: 3
Coding region: 1-615 (204 amino acids)
Biological process (GO): regulation of transcription by RNA polymerase II
Molecular function (GO): DNA-binding transcription factor activity, RNA polymerase II-specific; RNA polymerase II cis-regulatory region sequence-specific DNA binding
Source: RefSeq, a predicted model, not a curated record